AUGGGACGCGGCGGCGGCGGCGGCGGUGGCGGAGGAGGAGGCGGCGGCGGAGGGAGCUGCCCCCUCACAUGGCCUCGGCUGGCUGACGGGCGGAGGGCGCGCUGGCCAGCCUGUGGCUGCGGAACCCGGGCCGCGGCGCGCGGCGAGGGCCCGACUGGGCGUCAGGGAAGCGGCGGCAUCCGCGGCCCGGACUCGCGGCGGCGGCGGCGGCGGCGGCGGCUUCGCCCCAUGUUGGUGGAUUUCCCAGGAUGCACCUCCCGCCCCCCUCCGCCGGCGGGCUCGCCCCGCCUCCCCUCGGCGCCCCGCGCUCGCUGCUCACGGGCCUCCGCCGACACCGGCCGCCUCUUAAUGGCCAGCCGGGGCGGGGAAGGCUCGAGGCCUGCCCGGCCCAGCCAGCUCCGGGGACGCGAGGGGCGCCCGUCAGCCGUAGCCCGCGGGCCGCGGACUUCCCGCCGUCCGCUGCUAAUCUUCGAUCCCAAGAUAAAUAUUCCCUCUUCAUUGAUUGAUCCAUCUACCAUCUGGAUGACUUGACAAUAAAUUUAAACUCACUA
Hipposideros armiger (great roundleaf bat) is the source of this 551-nucleotide messenger RNA. Its product is annotated as cuticle collagen 40-like. The record is from RefSeq and is a predicted model, not a curated record. The transcript has 2 exons. NCBI's taxonomy places the organism in Eukaryota, Metazoa, Chordata, Mammalia, Chiroptera, Hipposideridae. The coding region runs from base 1 to 531 and encodes 176 amino acids.